This is a messenger RNA of Daphnia carinata, 461 nucleotides long. RefSeq lists its product as uncharacterized. The record is from RefSeq and is a predicted model, not a curated record. Bases 118 to 423 code for a protein of 101 amino acids. The transcript has 2 exons. NCBI's taxonomy places the organism in Eukaryota, Metazoa, Arthropoda, Branchiopoda, Diplostraca, Daphniidae.
GUAUUCCCUAGGGUCUACCAUUCUCUCUAUCCAACAGUAGGAGGUCAUUGAGAUCAGAAAACGCCUUUUCCUAUCGGGGAAAUGUUCAUUCGCGUUUAUUUCUCUGAGUGAUACGAAAUGGACGUUGCUGAACGUCCCGUGAUUAAUUUUGCCAUUAACGGACCAUCAGAAAUUGCGUUGAGUGAGGAGGCCAUAGCAGCUCGCCAGAGAAAGCUUCAGGAAGCUAAGAAACAUUUGGCCUCUAUAAAUGAAAAAAUACUGGAACUACAAGUUAUGUUGAGAAGAUUGUCUAGAAAACCUCGUUUUCAUAAACUUCAGUACGUUCUCAAACAUCGUGUGGCUGUCUAUUCAGGUUUACGUUCGGUCUACCUUAAAUAUUGCUGUAAUUUGCAAGAAGAUCUAAAUCAGUUUCAACAAUACUAACAAUAAGAACAUCAUCGUCUCAUCCACAACUUUUAUAG